Molecule: messenger RNA, 1143 nt
Organism: Huiozyma naganishii CBS 8797
Lineage: Eukaryota; Fungi; Ascomycota; Saccharomycetes; Saccharomycetales; Saccharomycetaceae
Gene: REI1
Product: Rei1p
Exons: 1
Coding region: 1-1143 (380 amino acids)
Biological process (GO): ribosomal large subunit biogenesis
Cellular component (GO): preribosome, large subunit precursor
Source: RefSeq, a predicted model, not a curated record
AUGGCGGCGUACACUUGCAACACAUGUCUGAUGGAGUUUGCCUCCGGGCUGGAGCAGCGGGAGCACAUGCGCGGUGACUGGCACCGGUACAACCUGAAACGGCGGGUCGCGUCGCUGCAGCCCAUCGGUAAGGCGUUAUUCGAGGAGAAAGUGGAGAAGCGGGCACAGGGACAAGACGAGGGGAAGUUGUCGAAGAAGGAGGUCCGUAGGAGGGAGCGGGAGGCGCUGCUGGAGAAGAGGAGGCAGCUGUUGCUGCUCGCGAGACAGAACGUGCUGGAGAAUAUGCAAGGUGCUGGGCAAGAAGAUGCACCGGUGGAUAAUGCUGCUACUGUGGAGACUGGCGCAGCCUCCGUAGAUGCUGCGCCGGAGCCCCAGACGGAGGAGGAACUGAUGCAGCAGAAAAUUCAAAACAGGGUCGAUAUCCCGCUCACCGCGUGUCUCUUCUGUCCGAAGAUGGCACAGUCCCCCACGUUCGAGGAAAACCUCCGUCACAUGUACGAGCACCACGGGUUUUACAUCCCUGAACAGAAGUACCUCGUCGACAAGGAGGGUCUUGUCAAGUACAUCUCCGAGAAGAUCGGACUCGGGAACGUGUGCAUAGUGUGCAACUACCAGGGCAGAUCGCUCGAGGCUGUUAGGGCACACAUGCUCGCUAAGAGACACUGUAAGCUGCCCUACGAGUCAGAGGACGAGAAACUCGAGAUAUCGGAGUUCUACGAUUUCACUGCCAGUUACAACGCGCCCACUGUCACCGCUGCUUCUACUGCUGACGGUAACGCUGAUGGCGACGACGACUGGGAAGAUGUCGAGGGUGACGAAGAAGAAGAAGACGCAGACCUCAACGAGGAGUACCUAUACAACGACGGGACCGCACUGCACUUGCCCACGGGUGUUAAAGUCGGACACAGGUCCCUCCAACGGUACUUCAAGCAAGCACUGAAGCCAGAGGUGAUUCUCACGGAGGGACAGGGCACUCUCGUCGCAGCAGACACGCGGAACCACCUCGCACCAAUCGACUCGAAGCAGAUCCAGACGCAGAAACGGGUCUGGCAGACGGAGAGAAGGGACAAGAAACUCGACGACAAGAGAAGCGCGAAGUUCAUCAACAACCAACCUCACUACAGAGACCAGCUCCUACAGUGA